Messenger RNA from Psilocybe cubensis, 3504 nucleotides. RefSeq lists its product as uncharacterized. The record is from RefSeq and is a predicted model, not a curated record. NCBI's taxonomy places the organism in Eukaryota, Fungi, Basidiomycota, Agaricomycetes, Agaricales, Agrocybaceae. The coding region runs from base 1 to 3504 and encodes 1167 amino acids. Gene Ontology annotation, molecular function: zinc ion binding; DNA binding; DNA-binding transcription factor activity, RNA polymerase II-specific. The transcript has 14 exons. Gene Ontology annotation, biological process: methylation; DNA-templated transcription; regulation of DNA-templated transcription.
AUGCCCGCAAUGGGCUCGUCCCAGACGCCCUACUUUGCCCAGUAUCCGGUCAAGACAGAAGACUUGUCUUCUCCCGAUUUGUCUCCGGAAAACUCUUCCAUGCCACACUUUCAAUUCAAGUUUCACGCCUCCCACGCUAUCCUUUCUCACUCUCGCUCCUCUGCAGACAACAACCUCUCUCACUUUCCGUUAUAUCGCUUUGGCUCUUCCGCAAAUCUCUGGCCCAAUCCUGUCUCCCAUCUUCCCCCCAGGCUCAAUUCAGUCUCUCCUGCCCAGGACAGACCCAUCAGUCCCUCCCAGUUCCAUCACUCCGCUGCCUCUGUCGAACCACACAGCAUGUCCUACAGCGAUGACUACGACGAUAUCACAGAGCUCCCCGCAGAUCAUCAUGGUUUGUCCUACGUCGGGUCCAGUCCUUCCGGGGCAAACGAUCGCACAGUGAGGCGCAGGAGCAGCAAAGCCUGCGAUCAGUGUCGCAAGUCAAAGUGCAAGUGUGAGCGUUCGGGUCCGAGCGAGCCGUGUAAAAACUGCAUCAUGUUGGGCACUGCCUGCACUUUUCUUGGUCCAUCGCGGAAGCGCGGCCCGCCAAAAGGCUACAUUGACGCCAUCGAGGCUCGCCUCCAUCAGACUGAAGCCCUGUUGGGCAUCAUGCUCGCCAGCGCUGACCCUAGAGCACAGACCCUGCUCCGCGAUAUCGGCAAGGAUCCGUUGGCGAAGGAGAUCAUCACUCGUGUGGACAACUCCCCUUAUGGAGUCAAAGGUCGUAAGCGCGAAGACAUUGCCCUUAGUAUCGGUGGUAAAAUACGCUCUGGGCACAGUUCCGAAACGUCUCUCCCUGGUCAAGCAAAGACCGAAUCCGCGACUAUUGAUCUCACGUCCACUCACCCUUCCAAUGAAUGGCAGGACAAGGUAUCUAAAAUGUUAAACGCCGUCGCGUCCUCCUCCUCCUCGGAGAACAAUGCCGACAACCGACCCGCGUCCACUCCAAAAUCCCAUUCAAGCGAUGAACAUCCUUCACCGGACGGAAGACGUCAACGGCGUCGCAUUGGCGACGAUGAUUAUCCUUACCAACAGAAUCCCAAUUCUGCAUCUGGGUCAGCUGUGUCGCUUCAUCAGCCGCAGCAGCAGCAGCAGGCGCAUCCUCUCGAGACUUCUUCCCGCCAUCGCGGUCCGUAUACACCACUAAGUCCCGUGCGAGGGCGCUUCCCGCACUUAAAUGGAAGCUCACGCGCAGGGGACGCACAAGGCGGCGAUAGGAGAAGCUCGAGCGUCGAUGAGAAUAGCCUGACCGAGGAUAGCGAGGACGAGCUUAUGGGCGCUGUGGGUCAGUUAAGCUUGAAUGAGGACGAACAGGUCAGGUAUCAUGGGAAGGCCAGCGGGCUGUAUCUUCUGGGAAACAAGGAAAGGGUGGAUCAGAGGAACGAGGGUGGUAUCUGGAGGUUUCCUAAAGCGCGCGUGUGGCCCCCACUGCCCUCCGCAUCUGCUAUUUUGAGCGGGGAGGACGAGUUCGCAUCUCAACUCCCGCCGCUUCAGCUCCAGGAGCAUCUUUUGGAUCUUUAUUUCACUUAUGUCCAGCCGCUCUUUCCUAUCAUACACAAGAAAUCUUUUUUGGAGUCUUUCAGAGCCUCGACACAAGCUGAUUCACCACCGACCUCCGACCCCGAUGCAUCCAACACAUCUCCGUUUAACAAGCAGCACCGUCGUAUCCCGACGGUACUGCUCCUGUCGAUGUUUGCUCUCGCGUCCCGCUACGAUGAGACCGCCUUGCCUCCGUCCGACCCGUCCGUGAUGUGGUCCGCUGGGGAUGAGUAUUUGGAUCACGCUAAAAUUAUGAUGGAUAGAACAUAUGCUUCCUCUCGUCCUUCGACGUGUCAGGCUUUGCUAUUGAUGGGGUAUAGAGAGAUAGGAAUAGGUGCCAUGGCGCAAGCGUGGACAUAUAUCGGUAUGGCGAUACGUAUGGCGCAAGAUCUGGGUAUGCAUCGCAGUGCCGACGGAUGGGAGAGAGUUGGCUUAGGCGGAAGGUUGUUCAGUGAGUGGGAGCUGAACGAAAGGAAAAGGAUCUGGUUCGGGUGUGUCAUUAUGGACAAAUAUGUCUCUACGUAUAUUGGCCGGCCACUCAUGAUCUUUGAAUGGGAUUUUGAUACCCCUCUUCCGAACGACGAAGACCCAGAAGAGUUCGAAGAAUGGUCUUUGGAGUCUGCUCGCGGCGAGCGGACACCCCCCUUGCCAGCGCGGAGCAUAUCCUGUUUUAACGCCUCUGCCAUGCUCUCGGGUAUCUUGAGUAACAUCGUUCAGUCCAUUUACGCUGUCCGUCCGUUGUCGAGUCGCCACGCGGAAUCGGCUGUUCUGGAGGGGCUGCUGGAUAAGUGGUAUAUCGAACUACCGGACCAUCUGCGAUACGAACCUAGCUCCUCUAAACCCCCUCCACUCCCUAAUGUCUUGACACUCCAUAUGCAGUACUGCAUCCGCAAUAUGGUUCAGGCAAAACAAAAACAAUCGGAAACGUCUGAUGACCCUGACGCUAGAGCGCUUACUGCGAAGAGAUACGAGCUUUGCAAUGCGGCGGCUAAUCAUAUCACCACUAUAGUUUCGUUGUAUCAGGAGAAGUACUUGAUUGCUCGAUGCCCCGUCUUUUUGUGUUACUAUGUCUUCACCGCUACGAUCAUGCACGAUACUAAUCUCACCGUGCAUCCGAAUGACCCGCAGGCUCGUAUCGGGUUUGCGAAAUGCAUGAAUGCCCUUCGUGCUAUGAGGGUAGUCUGGCCCAGUGCCGCUAGAGCCCUCGACCUCUUCGGUGGUACAAAAGCCGAGAUGUCCACAGACCCAGCACCACCGAUACCUUUAAGGCAUAUACCUACGGAACGCAACAAGCGCGUCGCCGAUAACGUUCUGGAUGAUAGUACCUUUGGCAGCAGCAGCAGUACACGGGUACUGCAACACUCGUUUUCGAACGAGUAUCUUCGGGAACCGCUCCGCCCGCGCGGGUCGAUCCACCAGCAAACGUCGUUCCAGCAUGAUGCGGGGACCACGUCGUUUGACGACGCUCAGUCUGCGUAUAAUGUGUCGCAGCCUCCUCCUCCUUCUGCUGCCGCUUCCUCGUCUGGUGGUAUUUCGCUGACGAGUAUGAAUGCGAACUCUAGUUAUACGACCUGGCAUGGGAGCAACAUGAACCCACACAGCUAUAAUAAUCCCCUUUCGACGGCGGUGCUCCCUCAGCUUUAUAGUACUGGGCUGGUGGAUGAAGGGAUGCAUACCUCACAUACUAGACUCCAUUCUUCGCAUAAUUCUGGAGACCAGCAACAAUCCCAGUCUCGUCGGUAUCCGCCUCAGUACUUUGACUAUUCGUCGUAUCCUUCGCAGUUGGGAGCUGGAUAUGAUAUUCCACAGAGUGUUCAGGUAGCUCAGCAACAACAACAACAACAGCAGCAGCAGUCUCAGCAGCCUUCAAUGUUCCUUACAGAUCAAUAUAGUAUAUAUAAUAACCCUCCAUAUAACACCCGGUAG